AUGGAUAAUUGUUUUACUGCCUGCGGCAGUGCCGACGAUAUCCCAAAAGCCGACUUGGAUCGUUUCACGGACAAAAUCGAAAAUGUUCUUAACGACGAAAAAGGUAGAAAAUUAUUCAGAAAUUUUAUGUCCACUUCAAAGUUCAAAGCUGGAAAAAAAGCACUGCUUGUUUGGGAGAAUACAGAAAGAUUGCUUAAUUACAAAGAGAAUGCUGAAAGCGGCUCGCAAACUCACCGCAAUUAUCUGGAUGACGUACUCGACUUGUUAGAUAAAGCUGAAAAAAUUGAAGAAAUCGAUUUUGUUACUAUGGAGAGGUUGAUCACAGCUGUACAAGAAGAUAAUAGGGAAGGAAUUGUCGAAGGAUUAGAAUUAUUGAAAGUGGAGACGACGAAAGCACUUCGAAGAGAGUACACGAAGCUAAGAGAGCGUUUACUUAAUAAAGUUUAG
Molecule: messenger RNA, 447 nt
Organism: Spodoptera littoralis (African cotton leafworm)
Lineage: Eukaryota; Metazoa; Arthropoda; Insecta; Lepidoptera; Noctuidae
Source: the annotation of a GenBank genome assembly